Messenger RNA from Saccostrea echinata, 1455 nucleotides. RefSeq names its product acyl-CoA-binding domain-containing protein 6-like. Lineage: Eukaryota; Metazoa; Mollusca; Bivalvia; Ostreida; Ostreidae. The transcript has 7 exons. Gene Ontology annotation, molecular function: protein binding; fatty-acyl-CoA binding. The record is from RefSeq and is a predicted model, not a curated record. Bases 1 to 756 code for a protein of 251 amino acids.
AUGGCAGACGACGAGGUUGGAGUUUCCUCGGAUGAUGGCGAUGAAGUUGAUGAAUUAAGCAAGCUCUUCCAACUAGCAACAAAUUUUGUUCGUUCAUCCACUAGCAAUUUUAAUCAAGACCAGCUACUAUACUUGUAUGCCCGAUUUAAACAGGCAAAUGAAGGACCCUGCAAUGUUUCAAAACCAGGGAUGUUUGAUUUCCAAGGGAAGAAAAAAUGGGAGGCAUGGAAAAGCUUAGGAAACAAAACCAAAGAAGAAGCAAAGAGGGAAUACGUAUCAAAAGUUAAGACAGUGGUGCCAGGGUGGAAUUUGGCAGAUAAGAAACAGCAGGGUGAUGGAUGGGUAGCUGUCAGCACAUUGUCUAAUACAGAAUCUGUGAUAAAAGAUGAGAACAAGACGGCUUUUGAUUGGUGCAAGGAUGGUGACACCAGUCAUCUUCUUCAAUACCUGAAGAAGUCUAAAACUGAUGUUAAUAGUAAAGAUGAAAAUGGAAUGACCCUUCUGCACUGGACAUGUGAUAGAGGAAAUCUGGAUAUGUUGAAUGCACUUCUUGGGCUUGAUGCUGAUCCAAAUAUACAGGACAGUGAUGGACAGAGUGCACUCCAUUAUGCUGUUAGUUGUGAGCACCAGGAAAUUGUGGAGAGACUGCUGAAGACUAAAGUAAAUCUUGAGUUACAGGACAUGGAAGGCCUUACAGUGAUGGAUAUUGACACCAACUCAGAGAUCAAGCACUUGUUAAACAAAUGUGUAACUUGAUAAUGUGUGAACAAUUUUGGGAUGCAAAGUAGAUGAUUGAUGUUUUUGGAGUUCUCGAGAUUGGAAGCAUGUAAAUUGCAUCAGUGCAAUUUAUCGAUUCUGGCAAGAUUUCCAUUUUAUAAAUGAAGUAUGAAGAGUAUGAAUGUGUUUUAUUUAUCCAUUUCCUGAGGUUCAUGGUAGUGGUAAUAAGUGUUCACUUUAUAUUGAACAACUCUUUUUAUUAAAUUAUCAGUAUUCAAGCUUCUUUGUUUCAUAUUACUUACACAGGCAAAGAUGGUGCAAUGUAGAAAUUAUACACUCUGAAGAUAAUGUUGAUUAAAUGCACCAAACAAGAUUGUUAUAUUCAGAGUUUAAGUUUCUUGUUGUUUGAGAGAUUGUUUGUAAUUUUUCUUAAAAAUUCUUCAAUUUCAAAUUACAUGUACUUGAUUUAAAUUUGGAAAUUUCUGAUUAUACUACCAACCUUAAUUGUUACCAAUGGUUUCAACCUUUUGAUUAAAAAAUAAUUUUCACAAUAUUGGAAGAUGAAUACUGUUAUACAUGUAUAAAGCACAUGCCUUUAAAACCCUGAGGUUGGUAGCAUAAUAUUUUUUUUAGGUUUGUCAGUCUGACUGUGUGCAAAGAAUGUUGAAAAAGCAUAGGAAAUAACUAUGGUAUUUAUGUGUAAAAAUGAUUUUUUUUUUUGGCUUUGUUUUUAAUGAA